AUACAGUCAUUCUGCCUCAGCUGCAAGACUCUACACUUGCUCUUGCUAAAGCUCAUCAGGUUCCUCCCUGCCCAACUCUCCAGGUCUUGUUGAAUGGUAGCACAGCCCUUCAGUGUGCCAGCCCUUCCUGGGGCAAACUUACUGAUGUUAGACUCUAUCCCAUCAUCCAGGGUGUUGAUGAAGAUGCUGAACAAAACCGAACCCAGCACCAACCCCUGGGGAGCACAAAUAGUGUCAGGAUCCCAACCAGACCGCAUUGCUGGUGACAACCCUCUGAAUUAGUAGUUCAUUACUUGCCCAAAAUUAAGAAAAGGAUUUAGAUUAAUCAUCGCUCCCAGAGCCCUGCUUCAUCCCCACCUGUGUUAAAAUCCUUAUCUAUAUGAGAGCUUAAAGUUUAGCAUGUUGCAUACAUUUUUGGUGCUACUCUACUCUUGCAGACACUUGAUGCUGAUGCACAGAAAUGUGUACAGGAGUAACAAGAGCUAUACUGAAAGCUGUACAGCUGUACUACUUAGGGUUGUACACAAGAAGGAAAAAUCCUCUCUCUCUCACAUAUGAAAGCAGCGCUGAGGCUUGGAAGCCCAUGGUCAAAGAUAAAUGCUAGAGCACAGCCAGCAUGUCACUUGAGGACACAGGCUGAAAGACACUCAGACGUGCAGAAGAAGUCAGACGGUAUUUACUACAGAAUUAAAUAAAUACCCUGUCCUAGAACUAUUUCAGUAUCCCUAAAAGCACAUUCAUUACCACACAUACUCAGAUAAACACGGGGUCUCGCUUUGAAAUAAAAACCCAUCAGUUCACAGCUGGAAAUAACAGGACAAACGUCCUUAGUGUUGUUCCUUCCAUAUUUUUAGGGACAGUUUGCAGAAGGGAGGGAACUCCCUGAACGCUUCUCUCUGCCUGAAUCCUCUUUCCCCCUUUGCUAAAUAAAAGUCUUCUGAAAGCCACAACAGCUCCUGUAACUUUAAACCUGGGCUGAGAUCAUAACUUCAGCACUGCCCAAACAGCGCAGAGGGCGGGCCUGGCUCUUCUUUUGAGACCACCUUAGGCAUGCUCCCACCCCUCUGCUAAACAGAAAAAUGCUGACACCACUCAGAUACUUUGCUUUAGCUGUAUAGUUAUCAUCUGUGCAAACCUCUCCCUUUCAGCAACGGCAGCUAAAGGAAUAUUUGGAAUACCAAAGUCGUUUCUGCAGUGAUUUCUUUUCAUGAUCUCAAUUCUUGCUUGACUCUAAAAAUUUAUCAGUCUGAAUCCGUCUGGUCUGAGCACUGGAAAGCUCUUCUCUAAGCGGAAGGAAGAUGUUUAUUAAAGUUCCAUUCUUCAUCUUCAUUCUAGGGAGCGUGCCCCUCGUAGCACUUGCUGAAGAAGCAAGUGCCAUUCUAGAAGGAGAAGAAAGUGCAACAAUCGAUUUCAAAGACAGAAAUGACACAGAGUUUGAGGAGUUACCGACGCUGCUGCCCACAAGACUACAGAGUGUAACAAAUCUCUUGCAGUUUGGAAGACUAAUGACCACAGAAAGUGCAUUUGACGUGCCUGAAGAAAAUGAUAACGCCACGUAUUAUGAAGUUAACACUGAAACCGCUGACGGUGGACUGAAUGGGGAACAGACAGAGAAAACUGAAAAAGGCGGCCUGGAAACAAUUGCACUCGUUGGAAUAAUAGUUGGAAUCAUAGUAGCUGUUGGAAUCCUUGCUGGAAUCAUAAUUGCUGUUGUAAGGAAGAUGUCAGGCCCUGAAAGGAGUUGAAACAAGUAACCAUGCCAUUCCAUGUCAGUACACACAAGUGCUUCUUACUUCAGAAGAACUAAAGACUAUUCCUGUAUCAGUGUGAGAAGAUGAUCCAUGGAAGAUACAGUGGAACAGUUCCACAUCUAUGGGGAUCCCACACAGCUCUCCCAAAGACUUUCCUUUUUCUAAAAACAGACUGCAGAGCAUGGAACAUUUGCUUAGGAUUUUUGCUAAUCCCAGAGGAACAAAAAAAAAAUUAUCCUACAGGAAAAAGCUCCAGUAGCAAUGACAUUUACAUCUGAAAAAUGAUGUGCAGGUAAUGUAUGCUAGCUUCAUUUCAAAUGCUGCUGGCAAAGAUUAUUUCACAUCACAUAGUAUGCAUUUCUUUUUCCAAAAUCUUUUAAGUGUUUUGGCUGGUUAAGUGCUUGUGGCAUGUUCAUCUACUGAAUUAGCAAGGUAGGACAUUUCUUAUCAGAAAGGAGGUAUUGCUUCAGAUAUUGAUACUGAUUUUCUGCUCAAUGCUUACAUUAUCAUGUGGCAAAGUAUAAUAGGUCCAGCUGGAACUGACCUACCAACUAAAAGCUUGUGCAUUUGACUUGCAUCAAGAAUUUCCUGUCUCCUCUUGUUGCAGAGACACAAGGAUUGGAAUACACAUCCUGAAUUCAAGGGUGCUUGGAAAAUACCCAGUUUUGAUGGGUCACUUUAACCAGUUAUUCAGCACGCUUUAGAGCUGAUGUGCAAAGGCUUUUGAAUUCAUGUAUUCACGUUUUUCUUUAUAAGUGUCUUUUUCUAACAGCCUGCUUGAUCACAUGCAUGAAAGACUAAAUCAGAGCAUGUUAGUGACAUGUAGUGCAUCCUUGGACUCUGCAGCUUUCUACUAUGGCACAUUAAGUGCAGCAGUAUCUGAACACGAGGAGUUCAGAGUGAAAGCUUUGUAUGCCAGAUGGCUGCAGUGCAUUGUGUUUUCUAAACUAAAGCAUCAAACGUUUGGUGUAAAAAUCUUCCAUUUCAUAUGGUUGACAUGUAUUAAACAAGUCAAUUUACAUAGA
Messenger RNA from Lagopus muta (rock ptarmigan), 2776 nucleotides. It is a transcript of the gene PDPN, whose product is annotated as podoplanin. Gene Ontology annotation, biological process: cell morphogenesis; positive regulation of extracellular matrix disassembly; regulation of lamellipodium morphogenesis. The transcript is spliced from 6 exons. Gene Ontology annotation, molecular function: signaling receptor binding; chemokine binding; protein-folding chaperone binding. NCBI's taxonomy places the organism in Eukaryota, Metazoa, Chordata, Aves, Galliformes, Phasianidae. The record is from RefSeq and is a predicted model, not a curated record. Gene Ontology annotation, cellular component: apical plasma membrane; basolateral plasma membrane; filopodium. The coding region runs from base 1299 to 1745 and encodes 148 amino acids.